AUGGAGAAACUCCAACCAAGUUCACCAGAAGCUGAAACUUGUUGUGGGUGGAUUGAAGAUAGGAUCAGUGUAUUACCAGAUGAUUUGAUCGUUGAAAUAUUGUCGCUUAUCCCGACCAAAGAUGCAGUCACCACAAUGGUUUUGUCAAAACGAUGGCGAUCUAUUUGGACGAUUGUCCCUAAAAUAGUGUGCAUGGAAAGACAUCAUGAUGGAUGCAAGAGCAUUUCACGGUUUAUUGACAAGACACUGGAGCUUCACAAGGCACCUAUACUUGAAACUUUGUGUAUCCAACUCGGUCCACAAAGUCCUGCCGAUACAGAAAUUGGAAAGUGGGUUGAAAACGCGGUUGGUCGUGGUCUGAAAGAGCUUGAAGUCGAGCUCCAAUGGACCUCAGAGCCGACCAACUUUCCUAAGAGCCUUUACAACUGCAAAACGCUUGUGAUAUUGAAGCUUUCGGACAAGAUUCUCGUGGAUGUUCCUUCCUCGGUUUGCCUCCCAUCUCUCAAAGUUUUGUCCCUUGUAAGUGUAACAUAUAAAGACGACGACUCCCUUGUUCGGCUUUUAUCAAGCUGUCAUGUUCUUAAAUAUAUGUAUGUGAAACGACAUGAAAAUGACAAUGUGGCUAAGUUCGUUGUUGAUGUUCCUUCUCUACAAUUCUUCACAUAUGAGAAUACCCCAUUGACAGAUGAAGGUGUAGGAGAACACGUUGGGUCCUUGUUCAUAAAUUCCCCAGCUCUAACGGAUUUUAACAUGCGUGAUGUGUCGGGAGAUACUUUCUUGGUCGACAACAUGCCUCACCUAGAUGUGAUGCUUCUCCAAGUUUAUUCUUACCUUGACAACAAGUUUCUGAGAUCUAUUUCCGCAGUCGCGUCUCUCACGUUCUUUUUAAUUAAAGAAACGGUUGCAAAUAAUAUUAGCACCAUUACUUUCUCCCGACUUAUAGAUUUGAAGCUAUAUAUCUUUGAGUGGUUUGAUUGGUUGAAACCAGUUAUGCUUUUUCUCAGUAAUUGUCCCAAUCUUAAAGUUCUUAGGAUUAGUUUUUUUGCUUCUCAGGGACCGUCGUUAAUGUGGAACCAUCCGAACCAACCAAGUUCUGUUCCUGAAUGCUUUUUGUCCCAUCUCAAGAUAUUUGAAUGUGUCGAAUAUAAAGACAUAGAAGAAGAAAAAGAACUUGUGACGUACAUCAUAGUCAACUCAAAGUGUUUAGAGAGGGCGACGAUCAGUGUGGCUACUACUCUUAGCCUUGAAGAGCAAGUGAAGGUGAAAACGGAGUUAGAAUCGAUGUUUAGAGUUUUAACACCUCAUUUUCUGUUCGAGUGA
Capsella rubella is the source of this 1320-nucleotide messenger RNA. RefSeq names its product putative F-box/FBD/LRR-repeat protein At1g22000. NCBI's taxonomy places the organism in Eukaryota, Viridiplantae, Streptophyta, Magnoliopsida, Brassicales, Brassicaceae. Gene Ontology annotation, molecular function: protein binding. The coding region runs from base 1 to 1320 and encodes 439 amino acids. The record is from RefSeq and is a predicted model, not a curated record. The transcript is spliced from 3 exons.